AAUAGGUAUAUUUUAAUUAAAAACAAAUAAAACUACCUUAUUACCUUCACCCUCCCAAUCCAUCUUCUUCCCCUUCUUUCUUUCUCCUUCUUUCUUUCUUUCCUACCCUGGGAUAGGCUGGGUUCCGUCGAACCUAGCUGCUGGGUUCGUCGACCAGCCAAGGCUAGGUUCCUUGCUAGGCAUUUGGUCUUUGGUUCUAGAACCGUGGUAUGAGUGCUUGAUCUGCCUUUACUAUUUAGCCUAUUGAAAUUUGGAGAAACGGAUCCCCAUGUCAGGAACUGUAUCUUUCAACCCAGCAUUAGAUGCUGUUGUCUCUGGGGACAACAGAGCGGUGUCUUUUAGGAGGAGAACAAUGAAUUCCUCCAGUAAAUCCAGGUAUUCUUUGAAUAGAAGAGGUAGGAGAAGCAGUAAAGUGAUGUCUCUGGAAAUAGAAGAUGAGCAUGAUGAUGAGGAGGUGCAGGUUGUUGAGGCAUUGCGUCAGGCACUUAUAUCAGAGGAACUAUUGCCAGAAAAGCAUGAUGAUUACCAUAUGUUGCUCAGAUUUUUGAGGGCUAGAAAAUUUGAGAUUGAGAAAACAAAACAAAUGUGGUCUGACAUGCUCCAGUGGAGGAAAGAAUUUGGUGCUGACACAAUAAUGGAGGACUUUGACUUCAAGGAAUAUGAUGAAGUUGUGAAGUACUAUCCCCAUGGGCACCAUGGAGUAGAUAAAGAAGGGCGACCUGUUUACAUUGAGAGGCUAGGUGGAGUAGAUUCCACAAAGCUCAUGCAAGUAACAACCAUGGACCGUUUUAUCAGAUACCAUGUAAAGGAGUUUGAGAGGACCUUUUCUGAUAAGUUUCCAGCUUGUUCAAUUGCAGCAAGGAGGCAAAUUGAUCAAAGUACAACCAUCUUGGAUGUGCAAGGAGUGGGUCUUAAAAACUUUAACAAAGCUGCAAGGGAACUUAUAACUUGUCUUCAGAAGAUUGAUGGUGAUAAUUAUCCUGAGACUUUGAACCGCAUGUUCAUCAUCAAUGCAGGUUCCGGAUUUAGAAUGUUGUGGAACACUGUUAAGAGUUUCCUUGAUCCCAAGACCACAGCCAAGAUCCAUGUGCUUAGCAAUAAGUUCCAGCCCAAGUUGCUCGAAAUAAUUGAUGCUAGUGAGUUACCAGACUUUUUGGGAGGUACCUGUACUUGUGCUGAGCAUGGAGGCUGCAUGCUUUCUGAUAAGGGCCCAUGGAAGGACCUAGAGAUCAUGAAGAUGGUUAGAAAUGGCCAACAUAAAUGUUCCAAGAGAUUGCAGACUGAAAGCGCUGAAGAGAAGACAAUUUCUGAGGCUGAUGUUGUCUACUCAAAGCCCACUGAGGCUUGUGACUCUCCUGACAUUGUAAUUCCAGCAGUAGAAAUCCUGCGAUCUAUCUCCUCUAAACUUUCAAGGAAACAUAUAGAGCAUCCAGGAUUGUCCCCUGUUCAUGAAAACAAUCCAUUUCGCCAAGUUAGCCGUAAGUCCAUGAAAUAUGAUAUGGUCCCGGUGGUUGAUAAAAACAUGAAUUCAGCUUGGCGGAAGGUGCUAGAGAAUCACCAACUUAACUUUCGAAAAGAUUGUAUUGCACUUCAAGGUAACAAGAUUCAUGAUGGGCUUAGCAAUAAUCUUCUGACUGGUGUUAUGACCUUUGUUAUGGGCAUUGUCACCAUGAUCCGAGUGACACGGAACAUGCCUAGGAAGCUCACUGAUGCCAACAUCUAUUCCAGCCCUCUUUACUGUGUUGAUGCAGAUAUUAAAGGCAAUAACCCAUCACCCAAAUCUCAACCUGGCAUUUCUAAGGAGGACUACAUGGCUGUCCUUAAACGUAUGGCCGAAUUAGAAGAGAAGUUGAGUGUUUUAAACACAAAACCUGCAGAAAUGCCACCUGAGAAGGAUGAACUUUUGAGUGCAGCAAUUAGCCGGGUUGAAACCUUGGAGCAAGAGCUUACGGCAACCAAGAAGGCCCUGGAAGAAUCAAUGUCCCAACAGCAGGAGCUGUUGGCUUAUAUUGAGAAGAAAAAGAAGAAGAAGAAGUUGGUAAGCGGCUUCUGGUGAAGUAAGAGAAGCAGGACACAGGCAGACUUUCCAGAUACUGAAACCGGUGCUAGGGUGAUUUUCUAUCUCCCAAGGCCAGCCAAAUGCCCCUUUAAUUUAAUAUUUCUUCAUUUCAUACUGUACAAAUGUAAAGUUUUUUUCCAGAUAUGUAAAUUGUAAUUCUUUUCUUUUUUACUGUUAACCACUUAUAGAUCUGUAUAUAAGAAUUUUAAAUCUUCAACCAUUCUUAGAGGGGUGGGAAGAAUUUCACAA
Molecule: messenger RNA, 2308 nt
Organism: Rubroshorea leprosula
Lineage: Eukaryota; Viridiplantae; Streptophyta; Magnoliopsida; Malvales; Dipterocarpaceae
Source: the annotation of a GenBank genome assembly